GAAGUAAGUAGACAUCAGUGUCCUCAGGGCCUGGUGUGUCCUCUGUGGUAGGGAACCCAGGAGGAGGAGGAGCAAUGGUCAUUGUGUGAAGUGAUGAGCUGUGAGCUUCUCAGAAAGCAAAGUUUAUAGUUUCUUCUGUCCCCACCUUGACAGGAUUAUGUGACCUUUGAUGAUGUUGCUGUGUACUUCUCCUGGGAGGAAUGGAGGCUCCUUGAUGAGGCCCAGAGAUACCUGUACCACGAUGUGAUGCUGGAGGUCUUUGCACUUGCUUCCUCUCUCGGUUGCUGCUGUGGAGCAGAGGACACAAAAGCACCCCUUGAACAGAGUGUUUCUGUAGGAGUGUCACAGGCCAGCACCUCGAAGGCAGCUCUGUCUUCCCAGCAGACCUACUUCUGUGAGAGCUGUGGUCCGGUCUUGAGAGACACAUUCCAGUCGGCUGAGGCCCAAGGAACACCACACAGCCAGAAAGUGUUCAGGUGUGGGGUUUGUAUGAAACAAUUUUAUUUUAGUGCAAACCUCCAAAAGUACAAGCAGCAGCACCUAGGAAAGAAACCCUUCAGAAGCAGUGUGGACAGGGCCCUGUUUGUGAAGAGCUAUAUAUUCCAUGUUUCAGAGAAGCCCUUUACCUGUGAUGAAGUUGGGAAGAACUUUCUGGUCACCUCAGAACGUCUCCAGGAGCAGACCAAUCCCACCAAGGAGGGGCCCAACAAAACUACACCAUGCUGGACAACUGUACAAAAGAGAAAAAUUCAUUUCACCUGGGGAGAAUUUAAGGCAGUCUUCCACCCCAGAGACACACGUGCUCAGGACCAGGAUGUCCACAGUGGAACACAGUGUAUUGUGCGACAUGAAUGUGGGAAAACAUUCAGAUAUCAGUCCUCAUUAGUUGUUCACCAGCGAGUUCACACAAGUGAAAGGCUUCUUGUGUGUGGCAAAUGUGGCAAAUCUUUUAAGCGAACCACAACCUUUGAUCAGCAUCGAAGAAUUCAUUGUGGGGCAAGGCAGUGUAAGUGCAGCAAAUGUGGGAAGAUCUUUAACCAAAAAUUUGUCCACAUUUAUCCCUGGAGAAGUCAUACUGCUAAAAAAUGUGACUUGUGCCGUGAAUGUGUGCAGUCUUUGAGACGUAGAUCCAUCCUUAUACAACAACGGACAGUUCACUCUGGAGAAAGGCGUUAUGAGUGCACACGGUGUGGGAAAUCUUUUAGAAGAAAAUUUUACCUCAUUCUACAUUGGAGAGUUCACACUGGAGAAAGGCCUUAUGAAUGUAGUGAGUGUGGGAAAACUUUUACCCAUAGUUCAAUACUUAUUCUACACCAGAGAGUACAUACAGGAGAAAGGCCUUUUGAGUGUAGUAAAUGUAGGAAAUCCUUUACCAGAAGUUCGAUACUUAUUCUACAUCAGAGAGUACACACAGGAAAAAGGCCUUAUGAGUGCACUGAAUGUUGGAAAUCCUUUAGCCAACAAUCUUACCUCACUCAACACCAGCUAGUUCAUAGUGGAAGAAAGUCUUAUGAGUGUAGUGAAUGUGGGAAAUCUUUUACCUCUCGCCCUGGCCUUCGUUAUCAUCUGAGAGUUCACACUGGAAAAAGGCCUUAUCGCUGUGAUGAAUGUGGGAAAUCUUUUCUAUCUGGUUCCACCCUCAGUACUCAUCAGAGAGUACACACAGGAGAAAGACCUUAUCAGUGCAGUGAAUGUGGUAAAUCUUUUACUCGAAGAAAUUAUCUUGUUACACACCAGAGAAUUCACACAGGAGAAAGACCUUUUCAGUGCAGUGAAUGUGGGAAAUCGUUUUCAUGUGGUUCCAACCUCAGUAGUCAUCAGAGAAUACACACAGGAGUAAGACCUUAUCAGUGCAGUGAAUGUGGGAAAUCUUUUACCCAACGUAAUUGCCUUCUUACACACCAGAAAAUUCACACAGGAGAAAGGCCUUAUCACUGCAGUGAAUGUGGGAAAUCUUUUCUUCGAAGAAAUUCUCUUCUUAUACACCAGAGAGUUCACACAGGAGAAAGACCUUAUCAGUGUAGUGAAUGUGGGAAAUCUUUUUUAUCUGGUUCCAACCUCAGUAAUCAUCAGAGAGUACACACAAGAGAAAGACUUUAUCAUUGUAGUGAAUGUGGGAAAUCUUUUAGCAGGAACUCAACAAUGAUUCGACACCAGAGAGUUCACACUAGAGAAAGGCCUUAUCCAUGCAGUAUAUGUGGGAAAUCUUUUAUCUGUAGUUCCAAACUUCAUCAUCAUCAGAGAGUACACACAAAACAAAGACUUUAUCAGUGUAGUGAAUGUGGGAAAUGUUUUAGUAGGAACUCGACAAUGGUUCGACACCAGAGGGUUCACACUGGAGAAAGGCCUUAUGAGCGCAAUGAAUGUGGGAAAUCUUUUAUCGGUAUUUCCAAACAACGUCAUCAUCAGAGAGUUCACACUUGUGAAAUACCUUAUGAGUGCAGUAAAUGAGGAAUGUUGUUUAGGGAUAGUUCCAAAUUUAAUCAAAACCUGAAAUGUCACACUGGAGAAAGGCCUUACGAGUGCUGUGAAUGUGGGAAAUCUUUUAUAUGUUGUUCCAAACUUUGUUAUCAUCAGAGAGUUCACACUAGAGAAAGGCCCUAGAAGUGCUGGAAACGUGCAAUUUUCUGUUCGUGUACCAAUCCUGGAGGAGCUUCUUUCAGGAGCCAUUUGUCUGAAUUGAAACUCAUACACCUAAAUAUGUACAGUGGGUACAUUCCCCAUAGUUUCAUUUGCACUCCUGACUUGCCGAUGGGUCUUCCUAGGUUUAAGUUGCUACUAGAUUUUUGUGGCUGAAGUCCUUUUAUGUUUACCAUCUGGCAGUGCCACCUACUUUGCCAAAAGGGCCAGGGCUAGUUCCACAUACUUUGUAACAGUGAACACCCUAAUGUGUUCAGGGAUGCUGACCUGUGGUCUCACAUGUAUUGUCACAAGCUAGGAAUAACCUGAGCCCUUAGAGAUCAGCUUUCCCUUAAUGACUUACUUAGAAGUGGACCUGAGUCCAUGUGUGGGCCCAGAGGAUAUCAUGACUUCCGCUUGCAGCUUGCAGAGAUAUGACUACCUGUUCUCACAUAAUACUUGUGAUGAGGUUUUCCAUCUUCUAGUUCAUGAACUUUAGAAGUACCUGCUGCACACUGCUGUGGUUUGUACAGA
Messenger RNA from Molossus molossus (Pallas's mastiff bat), 3153 nucleotides. Its product is annotated as zinc finger protein 883-like. The transcript is spliced from 2 exons. The coding region runs from base 247 to 2451 and encodes 734 amino acids. The record is from RefSeq and is a predicted model, not a curated record. Lineage: Eukaryota; Metazoa; Chordata; Mammalia; Chiroptera; Molossidae.